Messenger RNA from Marasmius oreades (fairy-ring Marasmius), 1255 nucleotides. RefSeq lists its product as uncharacterized. The record is from RefSeq and is a predicted model, not a curated record. The coding region runs from base 278 to 1150 and encodes 290 amino acids. NCBI's taxonomy places the organism in Eukaryota, Fungi, Basidiomycota, Agaricomycetes, Agaricales, Marasmiaceae. Gene Ontology annotation, molecular function: oxidoreductase activity. The transcript is spliced from 7 exons.
CGUAACCUUCUAUCGGCCAAAGGAUUGCACCCAGCCAUACUUACAACAUUUCCGUUCUCAUUGAUUGAUUCGAGAUCCAAUGAAGAAUGACCACAAGGUGGCAAGAUACCACCGGUAUACUAUACACUCAAGCUUACCCUCAUUCCCCCAUCAACCUACCCAUUGCCUUCGCCAUUGCCCUCGCGCUUGCCCUAGUACCAUCUCAAAAUAAGGCAACAAGCGAAGGUAUAGUGAGACACUACCCAAUACUCACAUAGUGCAGGCCGUCCACGUUCGAAUGAGCCCUCAAGUAUCAUUGAAACCGGAGAUGAACACCUUGCGUACAGAUCGUUUUCGAUUUUUUGUCUUUGUGAAGAAAAGAGCGGACAUGACGAUGGAGGAGUUUGAUCGGUAUUGGCUGGAGGUGCAUUCGAAGGUGUUCUUGAAGUUCAUAGCUGGGAAAGAGGGUUUAUUGAAGUACGAACAACUGCAUGUCAAUCAAGUCGAGAAAGCGAGAUUAAAGAGUAUUGGUGUACCCGUACUCGACUAUGACGGCGUAGGAUUAUUCGACGUAGAUUCGUUUGAAAAAUUUGCAGCGCUCUUAGACGAAGGAUACAUUAGAGACGUCGUACCAGACGAAGAAAAAUUCAUUCUCCGCGAAGAAUCCGUCGUCGUACGAGCCAAGAUCGCAUCCAUAGUCGACUGUGAUGAAGAUCUCCUUAUUGCCGCCCAAAUGGCAUCCGCAGGGUCGCCAUAUCUAAAACUUCCAACUAACCUCAGAAAGGAUCGUUCGAGAAUGUUAUUUACGUUCAACGUAAUGGAAGGGGUAGACUUAUCGCAGGUUUGGUUGCGAGAUCAUGCGAACGUGGUGAAGGCUACUCCCCUUGGGCAGAGUAUUAUCAAGUACGAGCAGUUACAUCCAACAGAACCCGUCUCUGGGUUCACUGAUAAUCACGACGCUGAACUCCCUCAUUGGGAUGGAGUAGCGCUCAUCGACGUGCCGUCUUUCAACUUAUUCAAGGACCCGGUGUCAAAGCGAAUGCUUGCAGAAGACGAAGCCAAAUGGCAAGCUCCAGGAACGCUGAGCAUGCUCCCUAUCGACGUGGCGACCAUCAUUGACGUUGACGUUGCCCCUGCAUACGAGGCAAGUUUGUUACUCGGUAAACUGUGACCAUGGGGAAGGUGGGGGGGAAUUAUACAUAACUUACAUAAAUAUGGUGGAUUUUUUGAUGACCGGAGAAACGAAAUGAAAUCAAACAUCACACCUAUUCACUGC